CCCCAAAACUGGAUCAAAAUCAAUUCAAAAGGUGAUAUUCGUAAUCACCGUGAAAUUUUGCAUCGAAUGAUAUAGUUUUAAGUGAAAAAUAAGAACUUGCAAUUCUUUUGAAUUAGCGGCGCCUUAACUAAACAUUGUAAGAUACUUACUAAAGAACGUCUCACUCUAUUUUUAAAAUAGUUUCUGCAUUCAGAUCUCCUUGAUCCAGUCUCAUAUGUGUGAUAAAUAAAUUUGAAAUAUGUACAUCAACUCUUUAUUCUGUAUCGAUUGAUCAAAUUUUUGCUAAAAAAUGAAUUAACUGUUUCAUUUUUAAUUUUGAUAUCUGUUUGCUGUUGAUAGAAUUAUCGAAAGCAUUUAGUUUAUUUCUUUUUUUUAAGAUGACUGCUCAAUUCGGUAGCAAGUUCGUUCGAGUUUUAUUGAUCAAAUCACGACCAUCAGAUUUGAAUCCAAUAUUGACUACAUAUGCUACUUCUCAAAAACGUUUUGCAUCGAAAGUCACCGGAUUGAAUGAAGUCGUUAUUGUUAGUGCCGUACGAACACCAAUAGGCUCAUUUCGUGGAGCUCUAUCAACUAUGCAAGCAACAAAAUUGGGUUCAUUAGCUAUUAAAGCUUGUCUCGAAAAAGCCGGUGUAAAUGCUGAUCAGAUACAAGAAGUAUUUAUGGGUAAUGUUUUACAAGCGGGAGUUGGACAAGCGCCUGCUAGACAAGCCGCACUAUUUGCUGUUUCUUAUUUUAUGACAACCGAUCAUAACUUUAAGCCAUCGUUACGUUUAUUUUUAUCCUCAAUAGGUCUUCCAAAGUCAGUUAUAUGUACAACGGUAAAUAAAGUCUGUGCCAGUGGAAUGAAAGCAAUUAUGUUGGCAUCACAAAGUUUGAUGUGUGGUCAUCAAGAUAUUAUAAUUGGUGGAGGUAUGGAAUCAAUGUCAAAUGCUCCAUAUGUAAUGUCUCGAGGAGAGACACCUUAUGGUGGUCUUCAGUUAGAAGAUGUUAUCGUUAAGGAUGGACUCACAGAUGCGUUCGAUAAAAUUCCUAUGGGUCUUUGUGCUGAAAAUACAGCGAAGAAACAUAAUUUAACUCGUGUCGAUCAAGAUGCGUAUGCAAAAAUGAGUUAUGAACGAACUACUGAAGCUUGGAAAAGUGGCAAGUUUAAGGAUGAAGUGAUUCCUGUUACAGUGACAACAAAAAAAGGAGAUGUGACAGUUAGCGAAGAUGAAGAAUAUAAAAAAGUCAAUUUUGAAAAAAUGAAAACAUUAAAAACAGUUUUCAAGAAAGAUGGCACAGUGACAGCAGCAAAUGCAUCGAAAAUCAAUGAUGGUGCAGCAGCCUUUGCUGAUGCAGCCACUGAUCCGAUAGAUUUUACAAUUGCUCCAGCAUUGGCUGUUCCUAAAUUGUUGAAAAUAGCAAACGUGUCCAAAGAAGACAUAGCCAUGUGGGAGGUGAAUGAAGCUUUCAGUGCUGUAGCAAUGGUCAAUCAGCAAUUGCUUAAUAUUGAUAUGAACAAAGUGAAUAUCCAUGGUGGAGCUGUUGCUAUGGGACAUCCAAUUGGGUUUUGUACAAAGGCGACACUUCGAGUAGGAACAGAUGGGACAAAUAGUGGAGAAAAUCAAGUAGAUACUAGAACAAUAAAUCGAGGAAUGGUCAUUUUUAUUUCAUUUCAAAAAGAUGCACAAAUUGAUCAUGUACAAAAACUUACAAAAGAAAUUGUUAAUGCUAAAUUAUGUGAAAUAUAUGAUGAAAGUAACCAGACAAAUGGAAAAUAUACGGAUAUUCUCGAUUUACCUGGGAACAUUCUCAUCAUACCACAGGUUGCAACAUUAGGUGGAAAAUUGAAUGGAAAAAAAUUUCAAUAUCAUCAAAAUAUUGACAAAGAAAAUGGUUUAAAAUUGUACAAUGAAUUUAUAUCAAUAAUGACACAGUUGUGUAAUGAAUCAGAGAAAUGGACAAAUCAAUCGUGUUCAUUAUAUCAUGGCACUUAUGGUAUUCGUCAGGUUUAUUCAUGUGAAACAAAUGGACCAUUUAUGCAUUUCAUUGAUAUAUAA
Molecule: messenger RNA, 2039 nt
Organism: Didymodactylos carnosus
Lineage: Eukaryota; Metazoa; Rotifera; Eurotatoria; Philodinida; Philodinidae
Source: the annotation of a GenBank genome assembly